AGGCUGCUGCAGUUUCAUCCUGAUGUACUGAUCUGUGUUGUGCCAGACACCCUAGCAGUGCAUGCCAGGGUUGCAUUUCUGCUGAACUAGCUGGAGCACAAGACACAAAGUUUUUAUUAGCUUUAUACCCUUUGUAGGAUGGCAGAUGAUACCUAAUCUGGCAUGAAGCUGGGAGCAGUCCUGGCAGUCUGUGCUGUGGCCAUAGCAUCCAAUGACACAAAGUUAACUCAUUGACGUAUUUUGGAAUGAAUUUGAUGCUGGAGUAAGAGAGUGGAUGAGUACCCUGCAGCAAAUGGGUGCAGGCUAGCUCUGCAUUAAAUGCCUCAUAGCUGCAUUUCCCCUCUUCUGCUCAUGAUGUCAGCAGCAUGAGAGCACUGAAAUACUGUUUGAUUUUGUAAUGUAUGCCUUAGAAAUAGGUUUAAAAAAGAUGUGAUUACCCACCGCUUUGUUUGUUCUUUCCCAUCUGUGCCUGGUCAUUCCAGUUCUAUGAUAUCCUGACAAGAAUCUCCUCUAGGAAUGCUUAUCAGGCACAUUUAGUGGGCACACAAGCUGUGGUAUUUGCAGCAACAGAAAGAGAUGUAUUACACCAUAAAUGCACGCAGUGUUAGGUCUUUGGCUAAAAACCAAAACAAAACAUGAGCCAGUGUGCAGUGCUUAUUUUAAAGCGUAUAUGAUAGGGUAGCUCUGAUUUGUUCCAAUUCAAUUAAAGAUAAGUGGACAUUCAGAGGAAAGGAACAGCUAUGCAACGUGUCUGCUGCUUAAAUUGCUCCAAAAUUCUCAAUGAACUUUAAACCUCAGUAGCUCUUUCUGUAAACAAGCCCCCAGGUCAGGGUGCUUAUUACAUACCUGGGUAAAAGAAGGAUUGGUUCCCGUGAAAGAAAGAUUAGUGCUUUUCCCUUUCCCUAUCAGUAUAGCGUGCAGUAAUUUCACAAUGCUUUGCUACAAGUAGUGUGAGUGACUGCUGAUGUAAUACCAAAUGUUGCGGUGAAGGUUUGCAUUAAGAUGAUACCCUUCAAGUUAAGUGUACUUCAGUGUGCUGUCAUUUCAGCCACAUUUUGUUGUCAGGGCUUUAUUUUAAUAACGUGAACCACUGUUUUGCUUCAGGAUGUUUUGGGGUGUAGUGUUUGGAAGAUGCGUGCAAGCUUUCCCACGUGUAUUCAUGCCGUGCUGGCGUCAGCAGUGCUGGGUGUUGAGUUGAGUGCUGUGGUGCACACGUGCCCGCAGGGGUCGUGUCCUGCAGCAUGGCAUUGGGAAUGGCAGCUCCUGCUGCUCCAACAGCCAGGAGGGCUCAGCCCGCUUCUCUUCCAUUUAAAUGGGAGCCCCUGCACUCCUGGCAAGAAUUCACUUCUGCUGUCUUUCUGAAUCGUGCCCCGUAUUCAACUCCAUCAAAUCAAGGAAGUCCCCGUGUGGGAAUAAAGUGGCAUGUUUCUUUCUGGCUGGGACUUUGUGACAAAGCUGUAGGCAUCUGUAACGUUGUGAAUUCUCACUCGCUUUCUGAUUGGUUAAGAGCAGUGAAACAAAAGUGUACCGAUCUUGCCAAGGUCUCAGAACAAAAACUGUACUGUAACCCUCUUGUGGAAGUUGUAGAGCCACCACCUGUUGUGCCCAAGCCGGAUGGAGAAAUCCGAGUUAGUUGUCUCGUUCAAGGCAGCCUCGAGUCGGCCACAGGCUCAGAAAAUGACUUCAUCCUCCCUUGGACAGGAAUGCAGUGUCAGCCCCUGGCUGCUCCAUAUGCCUACUGUACUGCACUUGGGGAUCUCUGCCUUUAGAAGUGUUGUUUUCCUGUAAAUGAAGACAAAACUGAUGCACGUUUUUCAUUUGUUUUCUACACUCGAAUAUAGAAAUUCUGCUUUCUGCAUAUUUUCAACUGAAUUCUCACCUAUCAACACUGGCAAAUAUUCACAAGAUUUACCACACCCUCAAUAGGCUGAAUCUGACUGAGGACGUUGGCCAAGACGAUCACCAGACAGGAAAAGGUGAAGCCCCAAUGUUUGCAUAACUUCCAGCCUUGAGUUCAGUUGAAAAGUAUACUUGGCCUUCCUCAUGUGAGGACAAGUAGACGUGCAGGGAGCUAUUUUGGCCAUUGUGAAUAUAGUGCAGUGAUGUCUCAUGUGCCCACUUGUUAGGGGACUUGACACUCGUGAAACAUCUUACAGGAGAGUCUUACGUAAGUCUGGAAAAAACACCCCAUCUUUUCCAAAUCAUUUCAUAUCAUUGUGCCUAAGUUUGAUUGCUUUCUAUUCUCUGGUAUUACUUAUGGUGCAGUAAGAAGUAUCAAGACCUAUUCAUUUUAUUACACAGCUUACAGAACUGCAUAGAUCCUGUGGAUUUGUUUGAGAUUCUACAUCUAGAACUCAUUUGACAGUCAUGUUAAUAAGUCUGUUGUGAAGGUUUCUUUGGGUGUUAUCAGACCCAUCUAGAGAUUUUUUGUUUUGUUUUGUUUUAUCUUUUCUGAGAUGUUUUUCACACUUUCAGUCUUCUGGAGCACGUCUUAUCCUUAGAGAUAACUGUUUUUUUUCUGACGUGUAUCCUGGUUAAUGUUACAGUGCAGUCAUGUAUUAAGUCACCCUGAAACAGUGACUUACAUCUAAAUUGAGUUGAAUCUUCUAAAAGCUGCUUGGAAAAAUGGAGAUUUCAGUUUUAGGUUACCCUUUAUUUAUAAUGAACUUUUAAUGCUUAUUGUAUUCCUUCAAAGCAGGUAUUUUUGAGCUAACAUAAAUAUUCUGGGCAUCUAAAUUAUUUUAGACAAAUUUCAUCUUUUCUAAGUGUUAAUGUUCCUUUUCUGGGACCAUAACUUAAGCAUUUAAGAGCUGGAAGAUGGGUUUUUCAGAUUUUCUUCAGUGAUUUGUGAACUAUCUGGGACUUUAUUUCAAAAUAUAUCACACAUUACAAUUACAGUCUCAUAAAAUGCUUUAGCAUUGAGUGUGUUGAUAUAUAUCUGAAAAAUAAGGUAGAGUGUAAACGUGUCAUGGGGCUUUAACUUAUCAGCUGUUCCUAAGGGUGAGAAUCACAGACAGUUGGAUUCAUUAAACCGUUGGCUCUUUUUUCCCCCUCCUUUUUAUAUGUAUUAACUUGGAAAUUUCCCUCCUGAAUUUGAUAUUAGUGUUUUUUGUCAUGCCUUACAAAUCUAGCAGCUUGUCAAUAGCUCACAUUAAAGUCCUACUUGGAUUAUUUAAUUGUGACUUGUUUACUUAUCCAGACUGAAAUGUCUGUACAUGUCCUGCUGUCUCCUGACUGUUUUAACACAAGGAGGUAAUGACUUCAGCCAAAAAAAAAAAAGAAAAGGCUUCAUUGCUUUUCUUGAAGUUUGGAAGGGGGUGGAGGGGAAAUUAUUUUUCUUCUGCUUUUUUUUUGUUGUUGUUUUAGAGAAGAAAAUCCUUGCAAGUCCAAAGCAGUUCUGUAGUGUGGAAUUCAAGAUAGAGGAGAUGAUUUUUUUUUUCCUCUUUACCUGGUUUUACGAGAAGAUUGUAAAUGGUUUGGUGGUUUGGCAAGUACCUUAGCUUUUUUCUCAUCUCAUAUCUAAAAAAUGAUGAUUGUUAACGGUGUUUGUGGUGGUCUUAUUAAAUCAUUGAGUGAGUUGCUUUAUCUUUUUCAGUUACUUCAGCAUUCACAGUUUGUACUUAUUUUUCUUUUGAAACAUCCAUCUACUUAAACGUCAGAAGAGCAGAAGUGUUCACAGUUGUUGUCUAGAGAGAGUGUCUCUCCCUUGUGGUGCUUAUCUUACGUACUGUUUUAUAUUUCUUGGGGCUUUUGGCUGGUGGUGGCCUAUUCAGCAGCCAUUUGGAGGCUCUACCUUGCAAAUGCUAGCUUCAAGUGUCAAAAAAACAGUGAGAACUAGGAGGGUUCUGCCAAUCUUGAGUUGAGACCCAGAAGUAAGAAACUUUGAAGAUAAUCACAUCAGAGAAGCUGCACUUGGAGAGAGACUUUCAAAGAUACGAAGAAUAGGAAGUCUCCGGUCUUGCAGUUCAUCAGACUGCUUUAGUAAAGUGAUGCCUCCAAGGAAAAAGAGGAGACCUGCAGCAGGAGAUGAUUUAUCUGCUAAGAAAAGUAGACAUGAUGGAAUGUAUAGAAAAUAUGAUUCGACUAGAAUAAAAGCAGAAGAGGAAGUCUUUUCAAGUAAAAGAUGCUUAGAAUGGUUCUAUGAAUAUGCAGGCACCGAUGACAUUGUAGGGCCAGAAGGUAUGGAGAAAUUUUGUGAAGACAUUGGAGUUGAACCAGAAAAUGUAGUAAUGCUUGUAUUAGCAUGGAAGUUGGAUGCACAAAACAUGGGCUACUUUACAUUACAAGAAUGGUUAAAAGGAAUGACAUCACUACAAUGUGAUACUACAGAAAAAUUGAGAAAUUCCCUGGAUUGCUUGAGAUCUUUAUUAAAUGAGCCUACCAAUUUUAAACUUAUUUAUAGAUAUGCAUUUGACUUUGCACGGGAAAAGGACCAGCGCAGCCUAGACAUAAAUACUGCCAAGUGUAUGUUGGGCCUUCUUCUAGGAAAAACAUGGUCUCUUUUUCCAGUAUUUCAUCAAUUUCUAGAGCAAUCAAAAUACAAAGUUAUCAAUAAGGACCAAUGGUGUAACGUUCUUGAAUUCAGCAGAACAAUCAACCUUGACCUCAGUAAUUAUGAUGAAGAUGGAGCCUGGCCAGUAUUGUUGGAUGAGUUUGUGGAAUGGUAUAAAGGAAAACAAAUGACGUAGGAGUUCAACUAUGCACAGCCACUCAAGAGUCACUGUUACCACAGUUAUGUCAACCAUUAGCCAUAAACUGCUGUUUGUAUCGAAGUGCAUGCUGCUUUUCUUGCACUGCGUCCCUUUUGCAGGGAACUUUUGGUGUUUGCCAUUUAACAAGCUAGCUAUGCUUGCUGUGUAGCAUUGUUCUCCUUGAAGGCUGCUUUGCAUUUUGUAUUUACACUACAAAUUGGUGAACUUGCCAGCGUCUUCACUGUGAUUAUGUGUAUAUUGCUGUCGAAAUUUUGUAUAUGUGUAUAAAAAAAAGCUUCAACUAGGGAUUAUUUCUGCAGAAAUGUAUUGUUAAAAUAAUUUUGUGGCAUAUUUCUAGUCAUCACUUACAUGUUUGUUGAAACUUCAGUUAUUUUGCUUUUCUUUUGGUCUCAAACGUAGCAUUUCAGAAAAUGAACAGACUGCUUGGACAUAGUUACGGUGAAGAACUAUUGUCAGUUUUAAUGUUACUAUCUGAGAUGCCAAUUUGUGAGGGGAGAAGAGAUGAAGUGACUUUCUUAGUGGGAAUCUGCCAAACUUGACCUAUUGCUUAAUAGGAGUGAAGCAUCUAUGUCUUAAUAACAACAACAAAAAUCAUAUAUAAAUAUUAAAACACUGUAGUAGUUGUACAUGCCACAGUUUAUUUCCAUUUGAAGAAAAAGUACUGACUUUUUAAUGUUAAAACUGCAGUGGUCGUUACAGGUACAAUUGAACAAAUUAAAGUACCUUUUAAAAAAUGGGUGUUAGACUUUUGUAAAUUGCCUUUGGCACACUCCUUUUAUUUUUUGUUGUACCGAGAGUGUUUGGAUUUUGUUGCAAUAUAGUGAAACUUAAAGUUCUCGCUAAGAAUAGUGGUCUGGGGAAUAAAAUCUGCUCACCUCUAGCACAUAGGUAAUAGAGAUUUCUCUUUUCUGAUUUGUAACGUUGGUCUUUCACAUGGUCUCUAACUUUAUGUUUCUGAGUAAUUAAACAUAUUGUCAAAGCGUUGCUUUUUCUUUCACGCUGGGGAUUGGAAUUCCCUAGCAGGGUGUCCAUUGCAGGCAAUGGGCACGUUAAACACCAGUAUUAAAUGACUACUUUUUAUUAGGGACCGCUUCCUACUUCACUAAUUUCUUUAUCUGUGUAGGACAGUCCUACUGAUUACCUUGGGAAAAAUGAGUGAGUGAGUGGGAUGAUGCUUAAUUUCUGUAUUUUUGUUGCAUUGUCUUUGCCUUACCCUUCUUUAUUAAAAAACUGUUAUCGUUGACUUUUAUAAAUAGGUUCUUGAAGGAUCUGGUGCUACUAAACUUAAUCUCCUAAGGAUUUAUUGAAAUGUUCCAUAUUAAUUCAUGGAACCUUUAACAAAAAAGGGCCGGUGGGCACUUCAAAACAAAGAAUAGCAUUACUUUUCUGUAGAAAUAUAUGAUGAGGUAUUGGCAGUUUAGAUAUUUUUCAGAACGCGGUCCAGGGUAUGAGAGGGGGAGGGUGUGUUUUGGGAUUGAAUGUGAAAUUUUCAGCUGUCCCAUUCUGAUAUCAUGAAGUCAGGAACAACUGUCACUAACUCAGCUACUUUCAGGAUUUGUUCUGCAGAAGCAUAUUGGUUUAUUGCCCUGGUCUGGGAGGUUGUACCUGUUGGUAUGGGUGGUCUAAUUGUGUUCAAAUCUGUGUUUUGUUGGUGGUUUUUGUUUGUCAGACUAAGCUGCCAAAGACAAAAAUUGUUCGUGUGUUUGUGUGUAUCUGUAUAUACAUAAAUAUACAAUAAGGACACAUAUACAAAACCUGGAAUUUCAUGAAGCUAAGAAGAAAGUACUACCAUUUCCCAUAAAAUAGUCACCUUUGGAUUUCCGUGACACUAAAUAAUAAAUAGCAUCCUUUAGAGUUAGUAGUGGUAAAACAUACAUAGUCAUUGCUUUUCCUUUAUUAAUACAUGUAAUCUUAGUUCCAUGUUUGAUGCCAGUUUUGCACAAGAAAUUAAUUCAGUGAAGUGUGGUAUUUAAUGUUUACAAUAAGCCUCUGACACACACUUUAAUAUGACUUCUGAUGUAAAUGUGUAUAUUACCAUAGUAUAACUAUAAGUAAAUAUCAGUGGAACUGCUGAUUUAGUUCUUAAAGAAUGACCUUGGAAGCAAUAUGACUUGUAACAUCAGGCUACAUUGUGUUUGCUAAAAUAUUAAGUGAAAUACUGUAAUUUUCUUAAAUAUUAGGCUACUUAGUGACUGUAGAAUUUAGCACAAAUUAGCAUGAACACUGCUAAAACACAAGGUUUGCAUUACAAGUUUUGUAUGUCAGAAAAAUACGGCUUCCAGUAAUGGAAGCAAGAGCCAAAGACACUUUUAAUCUAUCACUGUUACAGGUGUAAUUUUCACGUAAUGGGGUCAGCAGAAAUCUGUUCAGCUUAACUGGGUGCUCUUUUUCAAGGUUUUGUAAUGUUUUGCAGGAUACAAAGUUUGAAAACAAAGAAAAGAGAGAAAAAGAGACCUCAAAGUACUCACACUGUAUGAGUAAACUUUUCAUUUUCCUCUUUGGAUAAAAGUAAUUGUGAGCGAUGGAAAGGAGGAGUGUGUUUGGGAACAGAUCAGAUACUGCUCAUUUUAUCUUCCACUCACAACCAAGAUGAAUUUGUGUUCUUUGACAGGUUUAUAAUGAGCGUAAGUAAGAUAGACCAUAAAUGCAACUGCAGCUAGUUGGCAACUUUACCAAAAUGUACAGGAAUGGACAGAAGUGGUCUGAAAAAAAACCCCAGUAUGGCUUAAUAACCAUCCCUGUUAUCCAUCCUUCUGUUUUUGCUUUAUUUUCUGACCCACAGAGAACCCUAACACUGCGAGGUCUUGUGUUUUGAAGGAGUUCUCUCUCAUGUUUAAACAAUUGUCGAAACUUAACUAUGUUUGUUGAAACUUAACUAAGCCACUCAGUUUACCUUGCUUUUAGUUCAACUUUGGUGUUUGCUUUUUAGUUUGUUAUAUUAUCAUACUGUUGAUGUACUUCCCCUCUUCUUCUCCCCCUCCUCCCCCUUCCCCGCAUACUUGAGUAGUAGUAUACAGAAUAUCCUAAUUUCUUGAAUACUGGGAGGUCUUUCUGGCAGAUGUGUUCAAGGGUCUUGUGCUUAUCCUGUGGAUGUAAUAUAACUGCACUUGUAGCAGAAACUUGAUGAUUUAUGUGCAGCUCAUGCCUGGUACUUGGAAGAUGUAAAAUGGAGAGACAGUUGAUUAAAGGAAACAGGAGACUGAGUAUUAGACAGCAUUUGAUAGGUAACAAACAUUUUAGAGCUCUUUACUGUCCAAAUAGCUGUCGAGAGUAGUAACAAGUAUUCCUCAAAUUAAAUUAGUGUAUAUUUAAUUAUACAGCAAAAAUACUGUAAAUUAAAAUACUAAUUUUAAUUCUUAUUGAUUUUUUUAUCUUGUUUGCUUUCAAGAAGGGCAAGUAGAGGAGGAUGGAAUUUCUGGGAAUGCAGUAUAUAUUUAAGCUUUCAGUUUAAACUUGUUUAAGACUGUCUUUAAGCUAAAAUAAAUAUUUGAGUUACCUUUACAUGGCCUUUUCUGACAUAUGUAGAGGAGUGGAAGCAUGUCCCAUUUUACCACAAUUAAAAUACAUUUUAUUUUAACACAAAUAAUGUUUGCACAAUCAAAAUCGAUUUUAUCUCAUUGUUACUUGGUUAAUAUUCCUGAAUUACAUUUUCUGGAGGGAAAGAAAUAGAAUUCAGUUAUGUAAGAGUUUCCCCAGAUUUCUGUUGACCCUUAGUCACAAGCCUAACAAGUUGUUAAAUGCUCUUAAAUUCAUAUAGACAGCUUUAAAGGUUACCAUGUGCCCUGCUUUUAAUUAUAAGUGCUAUAAUACCUCUUUAUAAGCCUUAUAUUUUACCCAUUCUAAUUGCUAUGUAAGUGUAUAGAACCCAUUCACCAACUAAAUAGGUCAUUGUCUGUAACUGAGACCAAAAUGUGUUUUUUUUUUCCCCUCUCUAUAUAUAUGUGUGUGUGUGUGUGUAUGUAUGUGUGUUGUCACCAAGUAGUUCCUAAUGAAGCUGCUGUUGGAACAGCAGUUAACCUGUAACUGUGAAUGCUUUAUGUCUUAGUUAUUUGGGUAUUACAUGCAUAAGGUGUGCUAAACUCGUAUGACUUACAAACUGGUGGAAAUGCUGUUAUACCACCUUACAUGAGUUCAUCUGGUUAAUUUUUAGGUCUUUUGCUGGUGUUGAUGUAAAAUGGAAUCCCACAAAUAAAGAGUAUUUGUGUUGGUUUCAGAAA
Gallus gallus (chicken) is the source of this 8929-nucleotide messenger RNA. RefSeq names its product defective in cullin neddylation 1 domain containing 4 (gene DCUN1D4). The transcript is spliced from 15 exons. The record is from RefSeq and is a predicted model, not a curated record. NCBI's taxonomy places the organism in Eukaryota, Metazoa, Chordata, Aves, Galliformes, Phasianidae. Gene Ontology annotation, cellular component: ubiquitin ligase complex. Bases 3990 to 4688 code for a protein of 232 amino acids. Gene Ontology annotation, molecular function: cullin family protein binding; ubiquitin-like protein binding; ubiquitin conjugating enzyme binding. Gene Ontology annotation, biological process: protein neddylation; positive regulation of ubiquitin-protein transferase activity.